GACUGUGAGUGUCGCUGCAGGGAAGAAGCGCCUGUGAACAGCAACCUCAUGAAGAACAGCACGAGCGCCUUAUGUUAAAUAGCAGAAGUUAUUAUUAUUAUUAUUAUUAUUAACACAACGCGGUAUGGUUUAUUAAAGUCACGCUGCUGAUCUCUGUAACGUGGUUUGGUGUAUUGUCUGAAGUGGAGUCAUGGCAGAAUUCUGGUUGAUCUCUGCUCCUGGUGAGAAGACCUGUCAGCAGACAUGGGAGAGAAUGAAUGCAGCCACCACUCGCGCCAACAAUCUGUCCACCAACACCAAGUUCACUAUUCCAGACCUCAAGGUCGGAACGCUGGAUGUGCUCGUAGGUUUGUCCGAUGAGCUCGCCAAACUGGACUCGUUUGUGGAAAGUGUGGUGAAGAAAGUAGCCCACUACAUGGCUGAUGUUUUAGAGGAUAGCAGAGAUAAAGUCCUGGAAAAUCUUUUGGCCAAUGGAGUUGAUUUAAUGACCUACAUCACAAGGUUCCAGUGGGAUAUGGCCAAGUAUCCGAUCAAACAGUCCCUGAAGAACAUCUCCGAAAUCAUCUCGAAGCAAGUGACUCAGAUAGAUUACGAUCUGAAAGCCAGAGCUUCAGCUUACAACAGUAUAAAAGGCAACCUGCAGAACCUGGAGAGAAAAAAUGCGGGGAGUCUUCUGACCAGAAGUCUAGCUGACCUUGUGAAGAAAGAGGAUUUCGUCCUGGACUCGGAAUAUCUUAUAACUCUGCUUGUCGUCGUUCCAAAAACAGGUUUUACGGACUGGGAGAAGUCGUAUGAAACCCUCUCGGAGAUGGUGGUUCCACGCUCUUCACACCUGCUUUUUGAAGACCAGGACAGUGGGCUCUUCAGCGUCACCCUCUUUCAAAAGGCAAUAGAUGACUUCAGACUCAAAGCCAGAGAAAAUAAAUUCAUUGUGCGUGACUUCCAGUACAACGAAGAUGAGCUGAAGGCCGACAAAGAGGAGAUGACUCGGCUCUCUACAGACAAGAAGAAGCAGUUUGGCCCACUGGUACGGUGGCUGAAGGUGAAUUUUAGUGAAGCAUUCAUCGCAUGGAUUCAUAUCAAGGCUCUUCGGGUUUUUACCGAAUCAGUUUUGAGGUAUGGCUUGCCAGUCAACUUCCAGGCCAUGCUUUUGCAGCCCAGUAAGAAAAACAUGAAAAAGCUGCGUGAGGUCCUCCAUGAGCUUUACAAACAUCUGGACAGCAGUGCUGCUAUUAUUGAUGCGUCCAUGGAUAUACCGGGUCUGAACCUGAGCCAGCAGGAAUAUUACCCCUACGUAUAUUACAAGAUUGACUGCAGCCUUCUUGAUUCUAAAUAAAACCACACCAUCGUGUUUUAAUUUCAUGUUCAGGCGAAUGUUUCAGAACUUUUGAGCUAAGCGUGUCCCCCCCCCCCCCCCCCCCCCCCCAAUAAUUACUUUGAUAUUUGAGGUUUAAUUUAGUAACUGUAUACGACAGUAUGAGGUUUAUAGUGGAGGUUAUUAGUAGCUAUUAAAGUCUUAAAACUGUAUGUUGGAAUUUUUUUUUUUUUAAACCUCCUCCUUUAGCUUUCAGAAAUGAUUAAAUGGACUCAACUGUAGUAAAAGCGCAAUUACUGUGGAUUAAAAAAAAAAAUCUUCUGGCUCAAAAAUACUCAACCAUUCCAUUAGUAUAUGAAUCGUAUUCUCUCUUUGUUCACUGUACCCUUCCUUCCACAGAUCGCAGAUGAUAAUGUCAAAUGAUAAUUAUAGAAUCCAGGGUUUUAGUGACGUUCUGGCUUGUGUGAUAUGUUUCUUGAUGGUGCACAUUUUUACACUGGAACAUUCUCAGCGUGAGCAUGACUGUCCUGUUUUGUCUCUUCCACAGUUCUCUAUAAAGGUGCUGUUUUGGUCAGGCUUUAAGUCGUCGUAUGACCAUUUGUGAUUCCUGCUUUAUCCGCACACACAUGUCUGUUUAUAGUGUCAGUAAUUGUGUUUGUGUUUCGUUUUGUUGUCUGAAGACUUGCUGUAUUCGUCGGUUUUGACCUUUGCCACUGCAUGAUAACGUGAUUGAUUAUGUGCUUUCGUGAAAUACCAAUAAAUGUUUCAAAACUUA
Messenger RNA from Neoarius graeffei (lesser salmon catfish), 2090 nucleotides. It is a transcript of the gene atp6v1c1b, whose product is annotated as ATPase H+ transporting V1 subunit C1b. Gene Ontology annotation, biological process: proton transmembrane transport. Gene Ontology annotation, molecular function: proton-transporting ATPase activity, rotational mechanism. NCBI's taxonomy places the organism in Eukaryota, Metazoa, Chordata, Actinopteri, Siluriformes, Ariidae. The transcript has 13 exons. Gene Ontology annotation, cellular component: vacuolar proton-transporting V-type ATPase, V1 domain; lysosomal membrane. The record is from RefSeq and is a predicted model, not a curated record. The coding region runs from base 191 to 1336 and encodes 381 amino acids.